Molecule: messenger RNA, 939 nt
Organism: Cyclopterus lumpus (lumpfish)
Lineage: Eukaryota; Metazoa; Chordata; Actinopteri; Perciformes; Cyclopteridae
Product: homeobox protein DBX1-B-like
Exons: 4
Coding region: 1-939 (312 amino acids)
Biological process (GO): cell differentiation in spinal cord; regulation of transcription by RNA polymerase II
Molecular function (GO): DNA-binding transcription factor activity, RNA polymerase II-specific; DNA binding
Source: RefSeq, a predicted model, not a curated record
AUGAUGUUUCCAUGCAGCGCUCUGCCUCCUCCUCUGUACCCGGGCUUACUACGUCCACCGCCGGCUCUCUCCUCGCCCCUGAACCGCUCAUUCCACUCGGGCUUCCUAGUAGAAGACCUUCUCCGACUGAGCCAGCCGGUCAGCUACAUACAUAGGACUUUCUCUUCCAGAGGUCCCGGGGACAUUCUCCCUCUCAGCGUGGGACCGGGCGGCCCUCCCCGGGCGUCAGAAGCCAGCACAGAGCGCUGUGUGCUGCAGAGCUCCAGCCUGCCGAGCCGCAGUAGCCCCGGCUCUGCGCAGGCUGCCUGCCCGGACUCCGGCUACCUGAAGUUUGGCGUUAGUGCGAUACUCGCACCGUCGACAAGGAGCGUCCAGAGUCUUCAGACCAAGUCGUUCCCUUUGCCUUUCUUUGAUGGAGGCCUUCAUCCUUUCAUCAGAGCUUCAUAUUUCACAGCCUCGUCCUCUGUGGUUCCUGUCCCAGGAACGUUUUCAUGGCCCCUGGCCCCCAGAGGGAAACCCAGGAGGGGCAUGCUGAGGCGGGCUGUGUUCUCAGACCUCCAGAGGAAAGCCCUGGAGAGAACUUUCCAGAGGCAGAAAUACAUCAGCAAACCAGACAGGAAGAAACUCGCAAGUAAACUAGGACUUAAAGAUUCCCAGGUGAAGAUCUGGUUUCAGAACCGCAGGAUGAAAUGGAGGAACUCCAAAGAGAGGGAGCUGCUGUCGACAGGUGGCUGUCGCCAGCAGACCCUCCCCACCAAAACCAACCCCCACCCAGACCUCACUGAUGUGGGCAGCACCCAGUGCCACAGGCUGGACAGCCACGAGUCACGUCUUCACCACCACCACCAUCACCAUCGUCACCAUCUUUCCUCUCCUUCAGAGUCCGGCAAACAGUCGGAGCUCUCCGAGUCAGACAAUGAAGAAAUCACCGUGUCAUAA